This is a messenger RNA of Aphanomyces invadans, 858 nucleotides long. RefSeq lists its product as hypothetical. Bases 1 to 858 code for a protein of 285 amino acids. Gene Ontology annotation, cellular component: peroxisomal membrane. Gene Ontology annotation, biological process: ADP transport; peroxisome organization; fatty acid beta-oxidation. Gene Ontology annotation, molecular function: ATP transmembrane transporter activity; ADP transmembrane transporter activity. The record is from RefSeq and is a predicted model, not a curated record. The transcript is spliced from 2 exons. Lineage: Eukaryota; Oomycota; Saprolegniomycetes; Saprolegniales; Verrucalvaceae.
AUGGCGCUGAGCAAGCCGAUGGCAACGCUUGCGACCGCGACGUCAGCUGCGGUCGGAGGAUGCACUGCAUCCGUGGUGCUGUAUCCUUUAGAUACGUUGAAGACGAGAAUGCAGUCCGAAUCCAAGAAAGAUGCUAACGUCAAGACUUCCCUGGUGACGUGCGAUGUCGACAGCAUUUUGUCAUUCUACAAGGGUGUCCAGUACAAAGCUGCGCAGUCGACGAUCUCCAAAUUUCUGUACUUCUAUGCAUACACUGCCAUGACAAAGAUGCUCCUGACGAAGAACGCGACGUCGCUGUCGACAGGGGCGAACUUGGUGGUUGGGUACUUAGCCGAAAUGUUUCACCUACCCGUCUCUUUGCCCCUGGAAGUUGUCAUCACUCGUAUGCAAACGACGCAGGCAAAAGACUCGAAGAAAGCAAGUCUUUUCCAGCAAUUACAAGCGAUCUGGGACGAAAACGGGGGCACGUGGACAGCAUUUUACAAAGGGUUUUCGGCGUACUUUGUUUUGUGCUUGCAACCGGCAAUUCAAUUUACCGUGUUUGAGCAAGUGAAGAAGCUGUACUUGAGGGCAUACAAACCCACGACCACGACGCUGUCUGCCAUUGAGGCAUUUUUCCUCGGGGCCGCCGCGAGAUCGUUGGCGACGCUCGUCGUAUUUCCGUACAUUCGUGCGAAGGUUAUCGUACAAGCAAAAGCCAAAGUAGCGUCUGGGGAAACACAGCCAAGCCUGGUUGCAAUUCUUCAGAGCUUGAUCCGCGACGAAGGCUACAUGUCGUUAUACCGAGGCCUCGCCCCUGAACUGACUAAGGUGUUCUAUUAUUCCGACGUAGCAGUUGCGUCAUGUUUGUUCGCGUAG